AUGCACACCGAGAUCCCCAGCCCGCCUCACUGGCUCAGCAGCCUGAGGUCCUUCUUGCGACUCCUCAUCAUCGUCCUCAGCGGCUCCGUCACCGGCAUGCUUGUCCACACCAUGCAGAUCUACCGCGGCAACAUCUCUCUCGACCUGCGCAAAGGAGAAUUGCCCAUGACCUGGCCUGCGAGGACCAAUCUCGCACCGACCCUCGUUCUCUUCUUCAUCGCCGCAGCCAACUUCAUCGCGUCCGUCGCCAUUCUUUCCCUUUCCUUCAAACGCUCCUUCCGCCGACCAAUUCGCUCGCGCGACGCCUAUCGCAUCAUUGCCGGAAGCUUUGGUGUCAUCCUCUGGGCAACCGCCCUCGUUGUUUUCACACUCCUCGACAAGGCCAGCAAAGCUAGCUUAGGUCAUUACGCGUGUAGCAACCGGAACAUCAUGAGCAAUGGCAGGUUCCAGUACCGCGCCGUGUGCUCCGAACAGGGCAUGGCAUUCUACCUCGCAGCAGGCGCAGCCUCCGCCGAAAUCGUCACUCUCCUUACUCUCGCAAUCAGCGCAAUACAAGCCCACAAAAACAAACCAAACCUCCCGAUAAUCAACUUCAACGAGAAAUUACCGAUAGGGCCAAAAGAAGAAUGCCCUUGA
Aaosphaeria arxii CBS 175.79 is the source of this 636-nucleotide messenger RNA. RefSeq lists its product as uncharacterized. The record is from RefSeq and is a predicted model, not a curated record. The transcript has 2 exons. NCBI's taxonomy places the organism in Eukaryota, Fungi, Ascomycota, Dothideomycetes, Pleosporales. The coding region runs from base 1 to 636 and encodes 211 amino acids.